Bubalus bubalis (water buffalo) is the source of this 1128-nucleotide messenger RNA. It is a transcript of the gene RNASET2, whose product is annotated as ribonuclease T2. Lineage: Eukaryota; Metazoa; Chordata; Mammalia; Artiodactyla; Bovidae. The transcript is spliced from 11 exons. The coding region runs from base 239 to 1042 and encodes 267 amino acids. Gene Ontology annotation, molecular function: RNA binding; ribonuclease T2 activity. Gene Ontology annotation, cellular component: extracellular region. Gene Ontology annotation, biological process: RNA catabolic process. The record is from RefSeq and is a predicted model, not a curated record.
GGCGUGGCCGAAACGGGGGCCUGUCCCGGGCGGGGGCGUGGCGUUGGGGCAUCUGGGCGGAAAUGCGCGGGUUAGGGUUAGCGGGAUUCGCCGGGCAGCGAGGGUCGCGGUGUUAGCCGACCGGCCGUCGUGUGCGCCUGGCGGACCUGGGAAGCGCAGGGCCUGGCGCCGGACGCGGCCUCGCGCCCUCGGGAGACUGAGCCUUGGCGACCCCGCAGGGUCCUCCCCGGUGCGGCGGAUGAAUUCUCCGGCCUUCCUGGGCGCCUUGUGCCUGGCGCUGAGCUGUUUGGGCGGCGCGCAUGGGCUCUGGAGGAGUGAUGACCUCGAGUGGAGCAAACUAAUCAUGGUUCACCACUGGCCUGCGACCGUGUGCCAGACCAGCCAUACAGAGGAGCGCCUCCCACGUCAGAAGGGGUCUAAGCAGGAGGGCUUGCGGGAAGUUGCGAGCCAUUGCAAAGACCCUCCGAAUUACUGGACGAUACACGGAUUAUGGCCCGAUAAAAGUGAAGCAUGUAACCGAUCCUGGCCCUUUAAUCCAAAGGAGAUCCAGGACCUUUUGCCAGACAUGAAGAUGUACUGGCCCGAUCUGCUCCAUCCGUCCAACUGCAGCCUCCGGUUCUGGAGCCACGAGUGGAAGAAGCACGGGACCUGUGCUGCUCAGCUGGAUGCCCUCAAUUCCCAGAGGAAGUACUUUGGCAAGAGUCUGGAUCUGUAUAAGGCACUGGCCCUGACCAGCAUGCUCCAAAAAUUGGGGAUAGAACCAUCUACCGAUCACUACUACCAGGUGUCGGACAUCAGAGAUGCGCUUGUCACCGUGUACAAAGUUGUGCCCAAAGUCCAGUGUUUUCUGCUAGAGAAGGGCCAGGAGGUGCAGCUCCUCGGGCAGGUGGAGCUGUGCUUCUCCAAGGACCUGCAGCUGCAGAACUGCUCGCAUGCUGCGGAGCCGGCGGCCCGCAGGCAGGAAGCCUGGCCGAACCUGGGCCUGCAUGUCUGCAAUGACGGCCCGGUCCUAUACCCUCCGCUCAACGAGACCAAACUCUGAUGCUGCAGUUUGUAAAUCUCCACUUUGAAAAGCAAGAGAAACUGACAGACGACUUCUUUUUAAAAAGCAACUCACAACCGCCUUCA